AUGUUCUAAAAACAAAAAAAUUAGAAAUCCUUGAUAUUAGAACUUGAUUAUGAAGUUGAAAGCAAGUCAAUAAAGAGUUCAACAAAAAUGAGUGAAUAAAAAUUAAUAUCUAAAUUUGUUGAUUUAUAUGAAGAAGUUAUUGUUCAAAUAAAAGGGUCGUAGAAUCUGGUAUCUAUUAUUUAAAUAUUUAAGUAUUUGAUUAAUAAAAUGGCCAAUUGUAAGAAUGGAGAUGUUUAUAAUGUUGAUAUAUUAUUGUCCAAUUUCAAAUAUCUAUUCACAUUAUUAAUCCAAGAAUUGGUAUACUUUCUUUAUUAAAUAUUAGAUUCAAUUUUAAAUGUAAGUAGACUCUCAAAAUAUUGAACCAAAUAAGUCCAAAUACAUGGAUUUGAAUUAAUUAAAACAUGACUUUUAAAAAAAUAAAUAUGUAAUACAUUUUUAUUGAUAAUUAUAGGAUAAAACUUAGUUAUAAUACAAAGUUUAGGAACUUGAAUAAGAACUAUAAGAAUAAAAAUAAUUAAAUACUACUAUAUGUCAAGAUUUAAUGGAAGCAAGGCAAAAAUAUUAAGUGAAUUAUAAAACUAUAUAAUAGGAAUUAUAAAGGAAAUUUAAUUAUGAAAAAUAAAUAAAAUAUGACAAAACUAUCUAGACAAUUUAUGAUUAAAACAUAAAAGAUAAACUUAAAUAGUUACACUCUAUCUAUUAAAUUAACAAAUCAUCAGAUGAGAAUAAAUCUAUUAAUAAUUAAAAAUAGAAAUUAACAAUAAUGACUGAACCUUGUGAUUCAGAGACUUAUUACACUAGAUAUGAUAGAUAAGGGAAUAUGACAGAAUAAAAUAAUUCCAUGAAUGGUAGAAUUAAUAGCAAGAAUAAAUAAUACUAAACAAUAGAAAGUAUUUUUAUCGUAAAGGUUACUUAGCUAUCUCAUCUGUAGGGACUAAUUAUAAAAAUGUAUCUGAUUCAUUCUCAUGUCUUCUAAAUAAUAGCUUUUAUAAUUAACGAUAAAAAUCUAAUAGUCUCUCUAUUGAUUAAUCUUUUGAUCGUUAUAAAAACGUCAAACAUGUACUAAAAUAAGGUCUUCCUAUGAACUCUAUUAAAAGCAAAAAAUAACCUUAAUUUAGUUGA
Molecule: messenger RNA, 1122 nt
Organism: Paramecium sonneborni
Lineage: Eukaryota; Ciliophora; Oligohymenophorea; Peniculida; Parameciidae
Source: the annotation of a GenBank genome assembly